Messenger RNA from Meira miltonrushii, 990 nucleotides. Its product is annotated as Der1-like protein. Gene Ontology annotation, molecular function: ubiquitin-specific protease binding; misfolded protein binding. Bases 82 to 711 code for a protein of 209 amino acids. The record is from RefSeq and is a predicted model, not a curated record. Gene Ontology annotation, cellular component: endoplasmic reticulum membrane; Hrd1p ubiquitin ligase ERAD-L complex. Lineage: Eukaryota; Fungi; Basidiomycota; Exobasidiomycetes; Exobasidiales; Brachybasidiaceae. Gene Ontology annotation, biological process: endoplasmic reticulum unfolded protein response. The transcript is spliced from 3 exons.
UGCCAAUGCGUCAGUUGCAUUCAUUCUUCUCUCUCUUCCAAAGAUGAGAGGAUAACACCUUGAUAUCACACAACAACAAAGAUGGAUCUAGAUUCCAUUCCACCAAUCACCCGAUUAUGGGCAGGUUCAGCUUUAGCCCUCGCUUUGGCUGAACAUGUAGGAUUGGUAUCAUCCUUGCAACUCUUUUUAUCGUUUCGAUUGGUUUUAAAAGGUCAAAUAUGGCGUAUACCAACUUCAUUAGCAUACUUUGGUCCGUUUAGUAUCGAUUUCUUGUUCAAUUUACUCUUUACAACACGUUAUGCACGUAUGCUUGAAGAGAACCAUUAUGCAGGUCAUCGAGCAGAUUUCGUUUGGCUACUAAUCUUCAGUUCAACCAUUUUGGUACUUUUGAGCCCUUUGGCAACACUACCGUUCCUUGGAAGUCCACUCGGUUUUGUAUUGGUAUACAUUUGGAGUAGACGUAAUCGUCACGUUCGUCUUAGCCUGUUUGGUGUCUUGGUCAUCACUGCUCCUUAUCUGCCUUGGGCUUUGGUUGCCUUUUCUUGGGUUUUGGCCGGUAGUCCAAAGUACGUUAUUGGGGAUCUGUUGGGUAUCGCUGUCGGGCAUCUAUAUUACUUCCUUGUGGAUAUAUGGCCAAGAGAGGUGAAAAGUGGAGGAAGGAAUCUGUUGGCAACACCACGAAUCCUCGUUCGUUUGAUAGAUGGCCGAUGAGUUCGCAAGUUUCAAUGUGUAUAGUAUCUUAUCAUCAUCUGUAUUUCUCUUCAAUUGAUUCGUGAUAACACGAUGUCUACAUCUUUUUCGUAGUGGAGGGAUCUACCUACUCUAGUUCACCUAACAUUUGGCUCACAAUCAUCAAACAAGAGACCCGUUAUAAAAGCUGAUGUUCAUUCUCAUGUUGAAUCAUGGAAAAAGAAUAAAGCAACAUGAUAAAAAAAUGAUACAAAAGAGUGAGAAAAGAUGUAGUAAAAAAAAUAUGGCAUCAAAAGCUAA